Molecule: messenger RNA, 1125 nt
Organism: Bipolaris victoriae FI3
Lineage: Eukaryota; Fungi; Ascomycota; Dothideomycetes; Pleosporales; Pleosporaceae
Exons: 3
Coding region: 1-1125 (374 amino acids)
Biological process (GO): chromatin organization
Cellular component (GO): nucleus
Source: RefSeq, a predicted model, not a curated record
AUGGAUAGAUUCGCCUCUAGCUCAGGCGAUGCCAGCGAUGCCGCGAAUAACUCGCGUUUCACUUCGCAGGCUGCCACGGCAGAAGACCUCCUCAAGGCGCAAACCGUUGGUCUUGUGAACCUGAAUGAUUACCGCAAGCGACGCGCCGAGGCCUUGGACAGAAAAGAACGAGGUGAUACAGGGCUUGACUCUGGUGCCAGUACACCGAUAGAUGGGGCAUCGACACCAAAGCCGGUCUUCAAGAAAAAGCGCAAGAUAGCCACCAAGGGCAAACUGUCGUUUGGCGCAGAGGAAGAGGAUGACACCGACUCUACUGUGUCUAAAACGGCCAGUCCGCGCCAAAGCACCCCCACCGAUGCGACGGGUGUGAAAUCCGAAGCAGAAAGCAGUGUGGUGGUGAAGAAGAAGCUGGGCGCAAACUCAAACAUUGGACUAAAGCCUCGCGUCAUGACGAAGACAGCUCUCCAGCGCGAGGCACAGCAGGCAGAGCUUGCACGGCGGGAUUUUGUUAUAAUGCGCGAUGCGGUUAAGGCCACCGAAGUGGUGAUUCCAUUUGUCUUCUACGACGGCACCAACAUACCAGGCGGGCGAUGCAGGCUGAAGAAGGGGGAGCAGAUCUGGCUGUUCUUGGACAAGGCGAGGAAGGUGGGAGCAGAGCUGGGCGUGGGUGGAGACAAGAGCCGGAGGGACUGGGCCAGAGUCAGUGUAGACGACCUGAUGCUGGUAAGGGGAGAGGUCAUUAUACCACACCAUUACGAAAUCUACCACUUCCUGUUCAACCGGGUUGCCGGCCUUGACGGACCCCUCUUUGACUACUCGGCACAGCCCACCAAGGCCACUCCCAGAGCGACGACGGAGGCCGACGAAGAGGCCGACGUCGAUCCGGCCACGUAUGACCCACUGAUGCAGUCUGGCAAGAAGAAGAGCAAAGAGUCGAGCAUAGCAGACGAGGAGCUCGAGGGGUUUGGGGAUGAUGCGACGCUGACCAAGGUGGUUGAUAGACGGUGGUACGAGCGCAAUAAACACAUCUUUCCUGCGAGCGCGUGGACAGAGUAUGCGCCGGAUAAGGACCUGUCCAAGAUGCAGCGCAAGGAUGCACAGGGGAACGCCUUCUUCUUCUCGUGA